CUCGCGCGCCGCGUCCCUUCCUCUCGAGCCUUUUGUGUUUGAAACUCUCAUAUCUUACAUAUCAAUAAUUCAAGCGCGCGCGAGAGAGAGCAGACUGAGCUCCCCCCCGCGCACUAUGAGUUCUGCUGCUUCCUCACUCGACCAGGGCCCCUCCGUACCGCGCGCGACUCCCGUUUAUUGUGUUUCCAAGUGACAGAAAAGCUGCUGAGAAGUGAGGAAAGAGGAAAAGAACAGGUGAAAACUGAGACCGGAGAUACGGGGUUGAUAAACUGAUUUUUGGGGGGGAAAAAGGAGGAGAAAAGCCUAAAAAUAACCGUCUGGUUUCCCCUCAAAAGACUCUGCGAGGGAGAAACUGUUUGCUGUAGGCUCAUUAAAUCCAAGAAAACGGAGUGGCAUCUAAUUGUAAAACAACAGUUCUUAAGGUUCAUCGGGGGAACACCGGGAAACUCUUCCUUCCUUACUUUUUUUAAAGGGGAAUAGACCCACGGUUUAAGGUGUGAAGACGACCGAAGAAGUUCAUCGUUCUGGUCCGGUAUGUUGGCGUUUUGCCUGCUCAGUGCCGUGUGGCUCGCGGCGAGCCCGUCCCGCGCACAGAACGAGACGGAACCAAUCGUUCUGGAGGGGAAGUGCCUCGUGGUGUGCGACUCCAACCCGACCUCGGACCCCACGGGCACGGCGCUCGGGAUCUCGGUGCGCUCGGGCAGCGCCAAGGUGGCGUUCUCCGCAGUCCGGAACACCAACCACGAGCCCUCCGAGAUGAGCAACCGGACUAUGGUCAUCUACUUUGAUCGGGUUCUAGUAAACGUUGGGAAGAAUUUUGACGAGGAGAGAAGUAAUUUCAUCGCGCCGCGCAAAGGGAUUUACAGUUUUAACUUCCACGUAGUGAAAGUCUACAACCGCCAAACCAUACAGGUGAGCUUGAUGCACAACGGCUGGCCGGUGAUUUCGGCAUUUGCCGGUGACCAGGACGUGACACGCGAGGCGGCCAGCAAUGGUGUCCUGAUUCAAAUGGAGAAGGGAGACCGGGCCUACCUCAAACUGGAGAGAGGAAACCUAAUGGGAGGAUGGAAAUACUCCACCUUCUCCGGCUUCCUGGUGUUCCCCAUGUAGAGAAAAGAGCAAGAGGAAGAGGAGGAGGAGCAGGGGAUGGAAACGAAAGAGGAGGAGCUGCUGAAAGAUGGAAAGUACAAUGAAGAGGUGAAAAGGCAGAUGGAGGGGGCGGAGGGCCAUGGGGAAGAGAAAACGGUGCGAAUAAGACGGUGGAAGAGGCGGAGAAGAAGAAAAACGAAGAGGGAACGUGACAACAGACUUCUGUUUGAGACGCUGCAGAGGGAGGAGGGAAGAGGAAGAAUGACAGAUGUUAUAGAGAGAUGUAAAAGCAUGAAACAGAAAGAGGGUAAAACGAGAGGACAAUAGGGAGCCGAUACAUGAAAGUGUAUGGCCAGCUUCUUCACUUCCCUUCAUCCUUCCAUCCAUCCUUUCCUCCCUCUGUUUCUCUGAGGCUUGACUGCAGCUUUGGACCGCCAAAACCUUUUUUAUUCUCUGCUGAAAGACGCAAUUGAUCAUUUAUAUGUUCCAGAGUGUUCUAAAGCCCAAGUGUAACCCCCUUCCCUCCUCCACAUUCAUUCAUUCAUUCAUUAUUAAUUCAUCGAUCUCUAUCAACAUAAAGCUUUGAAGAAUGUUUUUCGAAGAACUGCUCCUCACAUCUCCCAUUUACUGUGGCCAUAUUUGUAGUCUUUUUUUUUCUUAUGCCUGACAUAAAUUGCACUGAUUUUGGAUCAGCCUCUACCCCAAAGCCAAACCAGAUUUUUUUUCAUAGGGGGGAACACUAAACACUGAUCACAAAAUCAGGUGCUAGGGACACAUGUACCUUCCCUGUGCAGCUGUGUUUUAUAGAUAUCAUCAUAAUUAUUGGCUUUUAAAAACUCACAUAUCUAGACAGUUUGUUCUUGAAAGACACAUCUGUUCCUCCCUUUCCCUUCUAUCCGUUUUUUUCCCGCUCUCUGUUACUUAAUCCUCGCAGACAGCACUGCACUCUCUCUUCCUGCAUCCCUGGUACAGUCAGUUUGUUCCCCGUUAUUUGUCUUCAAAUUAGACGUCUUGAUUUCCUACAACAACUAGCUAACACUACAGACACGCUCCCCAGCUGUAACCAUCAAAGAUGACUCCGAAUCUAAGACAGUCAAGCAUGGCAGUAACAAAGAUAAGACACCUUUAAUUGAAAAGCUCACACAACAGCUGCUAUAAAUAAACUUAAAUGACGUGCAAAUAAACUGAAAAACCUGAAUCAAACUAUGUAUUGCUGUAAAAUGUAUGACUUUAAACACUAUUUUAAAAUACUCUGCUAGCAAGAAAAUUGCUUCAAAGAGCACAAGAAAAAACCGAAAUGAAAAGUUUUUUACUCUUCCGCUGUACUCUAAAUGUGGAAGUGUGUGUAGAUAUAGAGGUUUCAUCUACAGGAAUUUCAGAUACAAACAGUUAAAUGUAGAUUUAAUAAAUCACAUCCUCCAAUCAUGAUACUUAAUUGUGACUCUUUGUGACUAUAUCUAAUGAACUAAACAUUGGUAUUGAAACAAGUCACACACAAAGUAUUGCUAUAGCUGCAAAUUACCAUGAUUCCUACUUUAUAUGUCCUCUCCUUGGUUCCUUAAAUGUUUCUAUCAUCUCUCAGGCAGCCACGCAAAUAUUGGACCCUCCAUGCUGUCCUCCCAUCCUUCCUCAAUCACAUUCAUCUCCCCUCCCUCAGUCUGUUUCUCCCCCUCCCUCUGUUGUUGUUGGUCUCUCUCAUCACCGCUGCCGUUUCUCAGAUUUGUACCCCUCCUUCUCCAGGAUCCUCUUCUCUCUUUGACUAUGCUGUUUACCCACAAGUGCAGAUUUCGCUCCCUCUUCCUUUUUGUAUACCUCUGUUAUCCCCCCCUCCCCUCCCCCAAUCACCUUCUCUCUCUCUCUAUCUUUACUUAACGGUCCAUCUCCCUCUCCUUCCUCAUGUGUGUACUUUAUCUGCUGCUGUACUUGUUUGCCUCCCAGCACGGAUCCUUCCUUGCUUUUCUUCUAUGUUGGACUUUGGACACUGAAACCAA
Messenger RNA from Thunnus maccoyii (southern bluefin tuna), 3080 nucleotides. RefSeq names its product cerebellin 1 precursor (gene cbln1). The transcript is spliced from 3 exons. NCBI's taxonomy places the organism in Eukaryota, Metazoa, Chordata, Actinopteri, Scombriformes, Scombridae. Gene Ontology annotation, molecular function: protein binding. The coding region runs from base 535 to 1110 and encodes 191 amino acids. The record is from RefSeq and is a predicted model, not a curated record. Gene Ontology annotation, cellular component: synaptic cleft; glutamatergic synapse.